CUUGGAGCUCACUCUCUGUCUUCUCUCGUAGCUGCCGACUCCCAUCUUCGAUAUUCGAGCCAUUGGAUCUCAGCUGCUGUGCGGCGAUGAUGGGCGCGAGCUCCCUCACAGUGUGGAACUCUCCGGAUACAAUGACGCACGUAACAGCCACCCCUGGCGGCCCUCGCAGGUGCGUACAAUAGCACGCAUAGUUAGCAGUUGGAGCAAUCUCAUCUGCACUUGCGAGCCCUUGAUCUGGAGAGUAGUCUACCGCAAGACAAGCUCUCGUGCCGUAGGAUGGUCGCCUUACGUGGCGGCUUAUCCUAGCAUCAUCCCCCGGCACCACAGCAUGGUCUCUCUCGGUCUGGGAAGAUGACUGAAGGGCCCCACAGCCUGCCACGGCUAUUUAACCGCUGUCUGCCUUCUUGUCUUGCCCUCCUCUCGCUGUAUGCUCGACAUCUCGCCUCUCUGCUUCUCCCCUCCGACAAUAUGGGCGCCGAACUAUCCGCCCCCGAACCAGGUACCGAAUUCCAAGUCAUCGGCGCUGGCCUCUCUCGCACGGGAACGGCGUCAUUCAGCGAAGCGCUCCGCAUCCUGCUCGGUGGUCCAGUCUACCACACCGGAACACAAGUAUCAACCGGAAAGGGGCCGGCAUCUGAAAUGCUCUCCUGGAACACGCUUCUCUCACACUGGCCGUCUCGUACCGCCUCAGACAAGGCGAUAAUACACCGAAUUCUCAAAGAACGCUUCGACGGGUUUGCCGCAGCCACCGACGUUCCUGCCGCACAGCUGGUCGAGGAGUUGAUGGAAAUAUAUCCGAAUGCGAAAGUCAUCUGCACCACCCGAGAUGCAGAGUCUUGGGCGAAAAGCGUUAACGGCCUCUCCAGUAUCGCGCUGCAAUGGUUCCUCGGCUUUGUCCUCUUCCCCCUGCCCUCAAUGCGGCAUUUCCCAAAGUUCUGCGAGCUGUUGGAAACGCAGUGGCACUAUCUGUACGGCGAGCGGGCGCCGAUGACCGCACAGACGUAUCACAGGCACGUCGAGUGGCUGAAGGGCGUUGUGCCGGAAGAUAAGCUAGUCUUCUACAGUGUCAAGGACGGAUGGGAGCCGUUGUGUAAGGCUUUGGGCAAGGAAGUCCCGAAAAACAUGCCGUUUCCGAGGAUCAAUGAUGCUGAGGCUGUUGAUAAGCUUGCGAAGGAGCUGAUCACGAAAGGACUCAUGAGGUGGGCGGUUGUCUUUGCAACCGCAGGCAUCGCAGUGGCGGCAUUUUGGAUGUCAAGAGCUUAGGGUUGGUUGCGCGUAUGGACGGUGAGCAGGUGCGUAUAUAGCGAGACGCACGAAAUCCAAC
This is a messenger RNA of Trematosphaeria pertusa, 1324 nucleotides long. RefSeq lists its product as uncharacterized. NCBI's taxonomy places the organism in Eukaryota, Fungi, Ascomycota, Dothideomycetes, Pleosporales, Trematosphaeriaceae. The record is from RefSeq and is a predicted model, not a curated record. The transcript has a single exon. Bases 352 to 1263 code for a protein of 303 amino acids.